Ananas comosus (pineapple) is the source of this 1272-nucleotide messenger RNA. RefSeq names its product osmotin-like protein. Gene Ontology annotation, cellular component: extracellular region. Bases 129 to 941 code for a protein of 270 amino acids. Gene Ontology annotation, biological process: defense response. The transcript has 2 exons. Lineage: Eukaryota; Viridiplantae; Streptophyta; Magnoliopsida; Poales; Bromeliaceae. The record is from RefSeq and is a predicted model, not a curated record.
AACAUGUACAAAAACACUCCCUCUCUCUCUCUCUCUCCUCUAUAAAAUAGAGAGAGAAACUAACCCCCCACACCCUCACCUCACGCCAUUGUUGACGAGUACCAGCCACUCCGUCACCCUCCGAAACCAUGACGAUGGCCUCUAGACCUGCUGAGCCUGCUGCUAAGCUCUUCUUCCUCUCGCUGGUGGCGUGCGCCGCCGCGGCGUUGGCGGCGGCGGCGGGGGCUGCAGGCGCGCGCGGGGAUCAGUACGCGGCGAUGACGCUGACGGUGGUGAACAACUGCCCGUUCACGGUGUGGCCGGCGGUGGCGCCGAGCUCCGGCGGGGAGGUGGUGGCGGGCGGGGGGUUCGAGCUGCCGACGCUGUCGCACCGCUCCUUCCCCGCGCCCGCCCGCCCCUGGAGCGGCCGCAUCUGGGCCCGCACCGCCUGCUACCCCGGCCCCAACGGCGCCCUCCACUGCGCCACCGGCGACUGCGCCGGCCGCCUCCAGUGCGCCGGACUCGCCGGCAAACCCCCCGCCACCCUCAUCCAGGUGACGCUGCACCACGGGGGGGAGCGGGACCAGACGUCGUACGGGGUGAGCGUGGUGGACGGGUUCAACGUGGGGGCGAGCGUGACGCCGCACGAGGGGCGCGGGGUGUGCCCCGUGCUGGGGUGCCGCGAGGACCUGACGGCGACGUGCCCGGGCGAGCUGCAGCUGCGGGCGCCGCAGGGCGGCGGCGGCGGCGUGCUCGGCUGCAAGAGCGGCUGCGAGGCGUUCGGCACCGACGAGCUCUGCUGCCGCAACAUGUACGCCUCCCCCCGCACCUGCCGCGCCUCCAACUACUCCCUUUUCUUCAAGCGCGCCUGCCCCCAGGCCCUCACCUACGCUCACGACAGCUCCUCCCUCCCCCACGACUGCGCCGCCCCCCGCGAGCUCAAGGUCAUCUUCUGCCACUAGCUUCCUCUUCCUUCCUUUCUUCGUCUCUGAUUCGUAUCCGGGACUCUCUCAAACUCUAAAGCUGGUUUAAAGUAAUGAUAAUAAUCUACUAGCUAGUUAUUUGCUUAUUAGGACGGACUGCGUAAUGAACUAAGGUUUAGUUUCUCCUUCUCAAUUCCGUGCUUUUUCUGUUUUUUAUAUAUAUCUCGAGUGUGCUGGUGUUUUAGUAGACUUUGUUUUACUUUAUUGUGAUGUUUACUUUGUGCGUGGCUUUGUGUUGCUGUUACUCUGUAAUGAUUCUGAGAUAGUUCCGGUGAUCUUUUUAUAAGAAGAGAAGGUGUUUCUAGCUAAA